Messenger RNA from Cajanus cajan (pigeon pea), 1861 nucleotides. Its product is annotated as oxalate--CoA ligase. Lineage: Eukaryota; Viridiplantae; Streptophyta; Magnoliopsida; Fabales; Fabaceae. The record is from RefSeq and is a predicted model, not a curated record. Gene Ontology annotation, biological process: fatty acid metabolic process. Gene Ontology annotation, molecular function: medium-chain fatty acid-CoA ligase activity.
CGUAUCACACAUAACCACGUUCGCCAAGCAUAGUUGCACUCGCAUAUAUCCUUCAUCCUUUAUAUAUCUCUCAUUCACUCACGUUUCCUUUGCCUACCAUAACCUUACCAGUUACCAAACAAUGCCACCUCAAACCACACUCACCGGAUUGCUCCACCACGUCGCCAGAAUAUUCCCCUCCCACCGUGCCCUCUCCGUCUCCGGUAAAUUCGACCUCACCCACUCUCGCCUCCACCACCUCGUUGAAACCGCCGCCUCGCGCCUCCUCUCCGCCGGCAUCAAACCCGGCGAUGUCGUCGCCCUCACCUUCUCCAACACCGUCGAGUUUAUAAUAACGUUUUUGGCCGUUAUUCGAGCGCGAGCGACGGCGGCGCCGUUGAACGCGGCUUACACAGCGGAAGAGUUCGAGUUUUAUUUAUCCGAUUCUGAGUCGAAGCUGUUAGUAACCUCGAAAGAAGGGAACGAGCCGGCUCAAGCGGCGGCUUCCAAGCUCAACAUUCCGCACGCAACGGCUUUUCUCGCUGAGGAGCUGACUCUUUCUCUGGAUCACACCGAGUCAGCGCCCGACUCGCUCUCCGAACUCGCCAACGACCCGUCCGACGUGGCGCUCUUCCUCCACACUUCCGGCACCACCAGCCGCCCCAAGGGCGUGCCGUUGACGCAGCACAACUUAGCCUCUUCGGUCGAGAACAUCAAAGCCGUCUACAAACUCACUGAGUCCGACUCGACGGUGAUCGUUCUCCCGUUGUUCCACGUCCACGGCUUAAUCGCGGCGUUGCUGAGUUCUCUCGCCGCCGGCUCCGCCGUGGCGCUUCCGGCGGCGGGGAGGUUCUCCGCCUCCACGUUUUGGAGUGACAUGGUGAGGUACAAGGCCACGUGGUACACCGCGGUUCCUACGGUGCACCAGAUCGUAUUGGAGCGUCACUUGAAAAAUCCGGAACCGGUUUACCCGAAGCUCCGGUUUAUUCGGAGCUGCAGCGCGUCGCUUGCGCCGGCUAUACUGGAGCGGUUGGAGGAGGCGUUCGGGGCCCCGGUUUUGGAGGCGUAUGCGAUGACGGAAGCGUCGCAUUUGAUGGCGUCGAACCCUUUGCCGGAUGAUGGGCCUCACCGGGCCGGGUCCGUUGGAAAGGCCGUGGGCCAGGAAAUGGUGAUAUUGGAUGAGAAGGGUGAGAUUCAAAAGGGUGGGGUGACAGGCGAGGUUUGCAUUAGGGGACCCAAUGUAACGAAUGGGUAUAAGAAUAACCCUCAUGCGAAUAGUGCUGCUUUUCAAUUCGGGUGGUUCCACACGGGUGAUCUCGGGUUUUUUGAUUCCGAUGGCUAUUUGCACCUCGUUGGUCGUAUCAAGGAGCUCAUUAAUCGCGGAGGGGAGAAAAUAUCACCAAUAGAGGUGGAUGCCGUCCUUCUGUCUCAUCCAGACAUUGCUCAGGCAGUUGCAUUCGGAGUGCCGGAUGACAAAUAUGGCGAAGAGAUAAAUUGUGCAAUCAUCCCAAAAGAAGGAUCAAACAUUGACGAGGCAGAGGUGCAGAGAUUUAGCAAGAAGAACCUUGCAACCUUCAAAGUCCCUAAAAAGGUCUUCAUCACUGAUUCUUUGCCAAAGACCGCCACUGGCAAGAUUCUAAGGCGUCUCGUAGCAGAACACUUCGUUUCUCAAACUUGAACAGCUCAAUACUCUCUGGAGCCUAAAUAAGUAGCUUGCCGAUGAAGAUUUAAACACUGUUCUUGGAGAAGACCAACCUAAAUUUAAACAUUGUGUUACUGUUAGCUUAUGGGCAAGUUCGAUGUUACAAAUAAAGAUUUAAGAUUAGUUUUAUCUUUAAAAAAGUAUUAUAUAAUUAUACUAUCCAAGACUUUUCAUCCCUAA